Molecule: messenger RNA, 879 nt
Organism: Leptopilina boulardi
Lineage: Eukaryota; Metazoa; Arthropoda; Insecta; Hymenoptera; Figitidae
Exons: 4
Coding region: 88-612 (174 amino acids)
Source: RefSeq, a predicted model, not a curated record
UGUAUUAACAAUAGGUAGUUAAAUGAUAAAUUUAACAGUACGUACAUCAAAUUUAUUUAUUAAUACAUUAAGAAAAUAAAUUUAACGAUGAGUAAACUAUUUUACCUUCUCUCAAUUUUUGCUUCAAUCAGCAUUUCAAAAGCUUUUAUCAGAACUGGAAUUACACUUAAUGGUGAUGUUAUUUCAAAUGUUGAGCCUCAAGGUGUAAUUGUCAAAAAAUUGAAUGAAACAUCAACGGAAAUUUUAUAUACAGAAGAAUUUAAUGCCGAUACAAAUCCUUUAAAACUUUAUUGGAAUUUCUUUUUUGAAAAUACUGGAGUACGACAAAUAGAAGAAAUUGAUAAUUUAUGUGCCAAACAAAAAUAUGGCUCUCCGAAAUAUGCUGCCAAGUCAUAUGUAUUAAAUUUUUUCGCCAAUACUGAUAAAUGUCCAAUAAAAAAGGGAACAAAAGUUAUAUAUACAAUAGGAAUACCAUUCACACAUAUUAACACUAAUCCAAGCUGUGGAAUUAAUCAUGGAUCAUUUAGUUUGUUUAAGAAAAAUGUAGACGGUAAAUCACCACUAGUCUUUUUAUUUAAUUUCAGAUCAAAUGUCACUGGUGACGAUUGUUAAAAAUAUAUAUAUAAAUUACAAAAAUAAUUAAAAAUAUUUCUUUCGUAACAAAUUUUCUGAAACUUUAUUUUUGUUUAAGUCUUGAGAAUUUUCUUCAGAAAUAAUUUAUUUACAAUGUUUCAAGAAAAUGCUUAUAACAUAUGCAAUAAAAAAAAUCUUUACUAUUGAAAAAUUAUAAGUAAAAUUACAAUAACUUUUGCGAUUUAUUAUAUAAAUUAUAUUAUUAUUUUUAUAAAUAAAAAUUACUAUAAUUAUUUGAGCACAAUA